AUGCUCCCGACCCUGAGCCGGUCUCUCGCAAGAAAGCGUCCCCCGCAGGCCCAGAGGUUGCACCCACCCGCUUUGGGCUCAGACCCCUUGGAUGCCGCUAGCCAAGCAGGAAAGCCAGGGGACCGAACCGAGCUGCCUGGGAGAACCGAGUGGACCCCGGAUCGGCGCGGGGGGCCGCGGGCCCGGGACGUCAUCUGCUCCGAGCCAAGCAGCUCGGGGCCGGCCGGCGGCAGGAAAGAUGCUGCGCCGCCGCACACCUGCGGGAGCCUCCCGCGCGCUCCCACCCGUCUCGGGCGCCCGAGCUCGGCCGCGCUAGGCCGGUGCGACGCGGCGCCGCGCCCGCCCGAGGCUGCGCUGGGCGAGGCCGCCCUCCUCCCGGAUCCCGUCCAAACGGCGUCACCUGUGCCGGGUCCCGGGACGACUCCCGCGGGCGGCGGCUGCGCGGGGCCGGGAGAGCGCAGCGGGACUCACAGGCGCCUGGUCAUCCAGCCCGGCCUGAGGGCUGCGCCGGCCGGAGCCACGCGCGAGAUGCUCGCGGGAAGCCGGGGGAGCCCGGAGGAGCUGUCGCCGAGGCUCGCGCCGCCGCUGCCGCCGCGCCCGCCCGGACUGCGGGCUCGGGUUACCGCAGAGCGGCUCCUUAAAGGGGCCGCGGCCGCUCGGACUGGGCUGGCUCUCGCCGCGGCUCCGACCCCAGGCCAGAGUGGGCGGGGCCCGGAGGCCGCGCGUGGGGCCCACCUCCGGGCGCUGGGACUUGGAUCGCGGCGGGGGCUCGGAGCCGCGAGCUUCGGCGGUGGCCUGCGAUGGAACCUUGAGAGCUCACACCUCGGCCCGGGUGCAGUGUGCGGUACGCGGGCUUUCCCGGCAAGUCACAGACCUCACGAGUGGGGAGAACUAUGAAGAAACUAUUUGAAGAUAUUAAGAAAUGUUGUCCCUGUAGGGGUAAAAUUCUGGCUCCGGGCAUCAUUGACUGACAGCUUGUCACAGUAUUUGAGGAUCUAGCUCUUUCUACAACACCACUGCCACCGCUUCCCAAAACACCUGCCCCGCCCUUGCUCCCAAAUUAGCCUCAUCACAAUCAAUAAACAGUAAUUAGGGUUUACAUCAUCCUGACCAGGUGAACAGAACUCAUUGCCAAGUCAAGUACUGUGCAUGAUAACAUUUUUCUAGAACACCCUCCUUGGGGGGAGGGAGGGGAGUUAAUAACUGGCCUGGCUCUUUUGGCUUUUUAGAACAUGUAUCUAACCUAAAGGAUAUCCUUUUUUUAAAAAAAAAAAAAAAAAACAUAUCCAUCAAAUACCCAUCAGUAACAUCCCCCAACACCCAAGCAUGUCACUUUGACUCGACCCUCAUUUUGCUGAAGCGCCAACUCAGCACCUCCUUCAGAGGCAUACACAGAAAGCAUAGAGUCUGGAAAAAUGUCUUAUUUCCUGUUCUCCCAGUGGUGCUGAAACAGCUGAGACCUCCACAGUCCCUCCAGUGCCUCUCUGAAUUCUCUCUUCCUAGAUGGUCUCACUAUGUUUGAAAGCCUGAAUCAUCCCAAAAAUAUAUCUUAGAAAGAGUCUGGGUUUUUAUUUCAUUGAUUAUUCUGAACACUAAGGGAUUUUUAUCUUAGCUACACUUUUUAGUUUUUAUUCCCCUCCCCCUUUGGUGAAUUCUUGGUAGUAGCAUAUUAGCAUGUCUAUUUUGUUCUCUAAAUUUAUUGCCCUUUCAUCCACUUCUGAAUCCAGCACUCACUUAAAAAGCUGAGUGUGCUGGCACACCUGCAACCUCAGGAGGAGGCGAUCAGAGGGGCAAGAUGGCUCCAGGGGCUCACUGGCUACCUGUGAGCCAAAAAGGCAAGCUCCUGCUUCAGUAAGAGACGCCGUCUCAAAAAGGAAGCGAGGCAGAGAACAGCAAAGAGAAGCAAGUUCGACCUGACCUCUGACUCCGUAUGCACGUACACAGGUGAACACACCUACACACAGAGGUAACAUGCACACUCAUAUACAAAGUGUUCUACUCGAUCCACCUUCACCUCCUAUGUCUCAGUUAGUUAGC
This is a messenger RNA of Mus pahari (shrew mouse), 2037 nucleotides long. Its product is annotated as translation initiation factor IF-2-like. The record is from RefSeq and is a predicted model, not a curated record. Bases 1 to 897 code for a protein of 298 amino acids. The transcript has 3 exons. Lineage: Eukaryota; Metazoa; Chordata; Mammalia; Rodentia; Muridae.